AUGUCUGGUAAUAUCAGGCGUAUCAGGUGGGCGAUUCUUCCUGCGCUGACCAUCGCUGCCCUCCUUCUCUACUUUUCACUACCUCCUCUACCCGAUUCAUUCCCCAAAUCCCCCCCCGAAAAGCAUUCAGAAACCUGGUCGUCUCCUUCCUCACAUCGACCGACUACACAUCCAAUCACGAGCCUCAUACAUGAUGCGGAAGAUGCCUUUUCGCACCUCCUUUCGAAGGAAACCCACGACCUAGCUUCUGCGGCGGAAGCAUACAGAAAGGCUAGAGGACGACAUCCGCCUCCCGGAUUUGAUUCGUGGUACGAUUUAGCGAAAAGCCACGAUGUGAUCAUGGUGGAAGAGUUCUGGGACCAGAUCUAUGACGACCUUCGUCCAUUUUGGGCUCUUCCAGCCAACCAAAUCCGCGCCGAUGCUCGUGCUAAUAAUAUGGUGGUCAACAUCAAAGGUGGGGAGUCGGAAGCCAACACUGGCUGGUUUUGGCACACUAUAUGGGCAAAGAUGAUCGGCACUGUCUCGAAGUACCUUCCAGACAUGGUUGUUCCUUGCAACGCCAUGGACGAGCCCCGUCUCCUUGUUCCUUGGGAGACCAUCAAUGACUAUAUGCAGAAAGAACAACAGUCACGCCGCCUGACAGCCACAGCGGACGCCACUGAUGUCUAUCAUAAUUGGCACAAAGACGAUGAAGACGAAUCAGUGGAAGCAACGAAUGCUGACUGGAAAGAGAGCUCCUCAAUGUCACUCGUACCUGAGGCCUGUCACCCGGAUAGCAAUGCUCGGACGUCCGUUGGAGUCAGCGAUGGAUUUGAGAACGGCACAGUACCCGAACACAUGCGCGAUGGUUUUGUGGCCAAUUACACCCUCUCUACCAGUCUUUGUCAUCAACCAGACCUUGCAAUGUAUCACGGCGCGAUCAAUCAGCCUCUAACUGCAAGUUGGAGCCAGAAGCUGAUUCCCUUAUUCGGCGGCUCCAAAAUGGGAGUCAACAAUGAGAUCCUGCUUCCGGCGCCCAUGCCAUGGAGUGAGGACGAAAGGUUCAACGCAGACGAAGGCACCGGCAUCAGUUGGGACACCAAGGAGAAACAGGCGGUAUGGCGUGGCACAGCGACAGGAGGUCGCCACCAUCCAACGAACUGGCAUCAGUUUCACCGACAUCGAUUUGUUUACCUGACCAACGGAACCAAGCUACGCAUCACCGCAGGGGACCCUCAUGACAAAAUCCUGACUUCCAAUUUCAUGCACGCCGCCACGUCCCCGCUCGCACGAGCUACCCAAGAUCACCUAGCGGAGUAUGUAUCAUACACCAAUGAUGUCGGCUUCACCGAUCUCUUCUGCGACGAGCUUAGCGAGAACGGUUCGUGCUGGUACCUGGACAAUGACUAUGCUGUCGUCCCCGGGAUUCCCAUGUCACAGCAAUUCAACUACGCAUAUCUCCCCGAUAUUGACGGCAACAGCUUUAGCGGCCGAUACCGCGCAUUCCUCCUGUCGACGAGCUUGCCCAUCAAAGCCACAAUCUAUCGUGAAUGGCACGAUUCCCGAUUGAUGGCUUGGAAACAUUUCGUACCUAUGGAUAACCGAUUUACGGAUUAUUAUGGAAUUCUGGAAUACUUCCGUGGCUUUGAAGGGUUAGGUGACAGUGAAGCGGUACCUGGGCACGACGAGGCGGCCAAGAAGAUCGCCUCUGAUGGAAAGGAUUGGGCGGAAAAGGUGCUUCGAAAGGAAGACAUGCAAAUUUAUGUUUUUCGGCUGUUGCUCGAGUAUGCCAGGGUGUGUGAUGACAAUCGGAACAAUCUGGGAUUCGUGCGAGACCUCAAAAGGGAUUGA
Messenger RNA from Endocarpon pusillum Z07020, 1830 nucleotides. RefSeq lists its product as uncharacterized. The transcript has a single exon. The coding region runs from base 1 to 1830 and encodes 609 amino acids. The record is from RefSeq and is a predicted model, not a curated record. Lineage: Eukaryota; Fungi; Ascomycota; Eurotiomycetes; Verrucariales; Verrucariaceae.